This is a messenger RNA of Anolis carolinensis (green anole), 4825 nucleotides long. RefSeq names its product ephrin B1 (gene efnb1). The transcript is spliced from 5 exons. NCBI's taxonomy places the organism in Eukaryota, Metazoa, Chordata, Lepidosauria, Squamata, Anolidae. Gene Ontology annotation, biological process: ephrin receptor signaling pathway; axon guidance. The coding region runs from base 244 to 1380 and encodes 378 amino acids. Gene Ontology annotation, molecular function: ephrin receptor binding. The record is from RefSeq and is a predicted model, not a curated record. Gene Ontology annotation, cellular component: plasma membrane.
UGCGCGGGAGAGUAGAGCGGCGGCGCGGGCGGAGGGAGCGCCAGUCGGGGCCGGGACGCCGGAGAAGAAGGAAGGGAAGAAGGAAGGAAAGCAGGAAAGAUCCCAGCACGGACUCUUUGGGAGAGGAAUAGGCGUUGCCAGGGCAACCCCAGCGGGAUAUGGAAACAAGAGGAGCCGCCAAGGAAGUGGAUUAAGCGAAUUGGACGCUGAAGAAGGAGCCGGUCGGGGAGGGGGCGGCGGAGGAUGGUGCGCCCGGACGGGGAGGAGGAGGAGGAGGAGGAGGGGGAGGGAGGGGCCCCCCGGAAGUGCCGCUUCCGCCCCGCUUCCGCCUCCCCUUCCGCCUCCGCUUCCGCCUCCGCUUCCUCCUCGGCGCGCCUGCUGGGCCUGCUCCUGGCCCUGCUCCGCCUCGCCUCGCCCCUCCUCGCCAAGAACCUCGAGCCCGUCGCCUGGACCGCCUCCAGCCACAAGUUUGUGCCGGGGAAGGGCCUGGUCAUCUACCCGGAGAUCGGGGACAAGCUGGACAUCAUCUGCCCGAAGGCGGACCCCUCUCGGCCCUACGAGUACUACAAGCUGUACCUGGUGCGGCGGGAGCAGGCCGAGUCCUGCAGCACCGUCAUGGACCCCAACGUGCUGGUCACCUGCAACCGGCCCGAGCAGGAGAUCCGCUUCACCAUCAAGUUCCAGGAGUUCAGCCCCAACUACAUGGGCCUCGAGUUCAAGCGCCUCCAGGACUACUUCAUCACCUCCACGUCUAACGGCUCCUUGGAAGGACUGGAGAACCGGGAAGGAGGGGUCUGCCAGACGCGCUCCAUGAAGAUCGUCAUGAAAGUGGGGCAGGAUCCCAAUGCGGUGAUGCCGGAGCAGCUGACCACUAGCCGGCCCAGCAAGGAGUCGGACAACACCGUGAAGAUCGCCACCCAGAGCCCCCGACACAGGCCCCCCUCCGUGGGGGAGGACCCCGGGAAGCCAGAUCCCGUGAACCAGGACGGGGCCGGGGAUGUGCAGAGCCCCACGGAUGGUUUCUUCAGCUCGAAGGUGGCGGUCUUUGCGGCCAUCGGGGCCGGGUGCGUCAUCUUCAUCCUCAUCAUCAUCUUCCUGGUGGUGCUCCUGAUCAAGAUCCGGAAGCGGCACCGCAAGCACACGCAGCAGCGGGCGGCCGCCCUCUCGCUCAGCACGCUGGCCAGCCCCAAGUGCGGGGGCGGGGGCGGCCCCGGGGGCAACGCGGGCUCCGAGCCCAGUGACAUAAUCAUCCCUUUGCGGACUACAGAGAACAACUACUGCCCGCACUACGAGAAGGUCAGCGGGGACUACGGGCACCCGGUCUACAUUGUGCAGGAGAUGCCCCCACAGAGCCCCGCAAACAUUUACUACAAGGUCUGACCGGGGGUGACCCCCCGGAGGAGGAGGAGCAACGGAGAGAGGAUGGACGGAGGACGAGGGGAAGGGGCUCACGGAAUGGGACCGGGCCGCGCGGAAUGGGACCUGGCGGCUCCCCCCUCGUGAGCGUGCUUGCCUCGCACAGAGAGAGCGCCCGGGCCCCGCCAGCGGCGAAGAAGGCCGAAGAGGCACAGCAGGGUCCCCCGACUCCUAGUAUUUAGUUUUGUAGUCUGGAGCUUUUGUAAUCCUGAGACUUGUGGAGGGAGGAGGAGGAAGAGGAGGCCAAGAUGGAGUCGAUAUCUGAGGUUGCCCCUUUGCCCCCCCUCCUCCAACCCCCGACCCCCCCCCCCCCCGACCCACAGCACGUUCCGCGGCCCAUUUGCUUGGGCUUGGUGCCUUUCCUCACUCAACUCGGACACAUCUGGCGGCACCCUCCUCUGCCCGGGGAGCAAUCUGCCGCUGCCACCAUCGUCAUCCAUCACCAUCGCCACCUCCACCAUUUCGACUGGCUUUUCUGGGGCUGCCCCACCUGCGUCCAUUGUUAUGUUUCCAAUAUGUGUGGGGAGGGGGCAUUGCAGGGGGAGGGGGCAUGUGCCAUGUUGUGUUGGUUUAAGGGAGGGAACUGGCUCAUGGCCCAAGGAGCACAGAGGGGCAUGGGGCCCCAAGGAGGAGGAGGAAGAGGAGGAAGGGCGCUGAUGAAGAGGAGGAAGCGGUCGGUCCAGCCCACCUUCCUCUGUUUAUAGUUUUGCAAUAUUUUUGUUUUGUAUUUUUUUUCUCCAGUUGAGGAACAUUGGAAAGCUUUGAGCCACCGAUACCCCUAACAUAGGCUUCUCCCUCUCCCCUUGGCAACCGUAUUGUUGAAGGCUUUCGUGGUCAGAAUCACUGGGGUGUGGUGUGGUUCCCGGGCUGAAUGGCCAAUGUGUUCUAGGAGCAUUUUCUCCUUUUUUGUCUUGCCUGCAUCUGUGGCUACUGGCAUCUUCAGUAGAUCUGAUGGUAGUCGAGCAAGUGGAGGGGAAUAAUGUCCAGGGUGGGAGGAAUGAACCAUUGUCUGAAAAAUAGUGUGAAGGGUGCAGUUAGCAAGCUAGAGUGGGGACCCACCCAUUAGCAUAUGAGUCGGGCAAUUGCGUAGAAGUAGCCUGGUCUUUGUUUCCUUUAUAUUGUUUGCUGCCUUGGAGACAUCCUUAGCCUGGGUGGUGCUCACUAGCCCUUGCUUGCAUGCUGCCUGGAGGCAUUAUUAUUAUUAUUAUUAUUAUUAUUAUUAUUAUUAUUAUUAUUAUUUGAUACACGACAAGAUGAGUACACAGCAAACAAGAUCACUAUGCUGGCUGUUGUAUUGAAUCACACGUCGGACACUUCCCAAGUGUCUAGGACUGUGUGAUGUAUUGGCGAAUAAUGCCUGCAGAUAUGAGUCGGGUGGCCUUUUGCAGCUGACAGAUGAUUAUUAUUAUUUUAGAAGUAUCCAGGCUUUUGUUUCCUUUGAAUUGUUUGCUGCCUUGGAUAUAUCCUUAGUCUGGGUGGUGCUCACUGGUUCUUGACUGGUUACAGCCUGGAGACCUCCGGUGUCUGGGUGGCUUUCAUUAGUCACUGUAUUGAUUCUAAUAUUUUUCAAUAUUGGUAGUAAAAUUUUGUUCAUUUUAACAGACAAUGGCUCUUUCCUCCCACCUGGACAUCAUUCCACAGGUAUAUUAUAUAUUCCACUUGCUUUCCUGUUACCAGAUCCGCUGAAGAUGCCAGUAGCCAAAGGCGAAAUGAAAAAAGGAGAAAAUUCUGCCAGAUCCCAUUGGCCAUAUAGCCCAGAAAGCCAUAGAACGACACUCCAGUGAUUCUGGCUGUGAAAGCCUUCUGAACUACGACAACAGCUGUUAUUAUUGCUGUUGUUGUUAAAAUUAGUCCUUUUGUGCCCCCCCAAAGGUAGACCCCAAGGCCAAUUGAGUGACAAUCAGUGACCCUGUGCAUCGUGGGGCAUUUUCUUCCCAUCUUCUCACCCCAAACCCCUACUAAAGUUUGCAUGCGUCACACCAGAAGCCUUACUUUACCCGGAAGAAGAGGAGUAGUGCCCCCCCCGAACCCCUUGCCACAUUCCCAAAGCCUUAGCUCCGCCUGUCCAGACCAAAAGGGCUCCAGGCACCCCCCCCCCAUCUCUGUCAUAAUCCCCUCCUGCUAAAGGCAAUAAGAGGUCCAAGUCAAGCAUUGUAAUGAGGGGUCUUGCGCAGCCCAAAUGGCAGUGCCGUGUACUCCUAUUCUUCCAUUUUAAGGCGUCAUUGGGUUUUAAGGCCACCAGAGAAACAGUCCCCAAUUGUGCCCCCCCCCAAAUACUGGCUUGUUGCCCCAAUUGUGGCAUAAUUCAAGUUACAACAGGAAGUCGGAGAGGCAGGUGGCUUCCAUUGUCCUCCAGAGCGUCUCCAUGUGCUUCUGCUCCUCCUCAAACCCUUCUGUUCCUUUCCUUUUCUCCAUCCAGAAGAAAAAUUAUCUUCUUUAUUUUGGACUUUUUAUUUUGUGUAAAUAACUAGUCUUUUUUUCCCUUGGGAAAGAUACCAUGUAAAGGCGUUUUUGUAUAAACUCUGGAUUAUUUUUUUUUUCACAGUUGCUUUUUUUUUUUUACUUAAGAGAAACAACAACAAAAACACACACUGGGAAAAGGAAACCUCCUGCACAUUGCAUUCGCCGUUCUGCAGAUUUGCUUGGCAAAAGGGGUCUCUUCUUGCAUUUGGAUCCAUUGCGUGUCCAUGCAGAGACCUGGGGGGGGGGGUGUCAGUGCUGGUCAAGGGUGGAAGGUCAAAAGGUCUCUUGCCAGGAAGGGGAGGAAUAGGCUACGAACAAGGAGGGGUUGCAAUCCUUCCUUAGUUCAGUCUCUUCCAGAGAGUCUCCCUUCGUGCCACACCAAGAGGACACCCUCCCCUCCCAAUCGCCCCUCCAUUGCCUUGCUAGGGCCACUUCACCCCAUCCCAGCCAUUGCCUUUCCAUCCUGACCAGUUGCUUCCCCUCCCCGCUGCCUUUUUGGUGACUGAGACAAUCAAUGGAACAAAGGUGUCAAGGGAGGGGGAUGCUUUGGUCGCAGACCCCCUUUAUGCUCAUCUCCUCUUUUUUAUGGGGCUGGCUCGUUGUGGGGCCAUGCCGGAGACCCUUGGGGCCCCGUUCGCCCAUCCCAUUGUUCCCGGUCGCGCUCCAUCCUCGCUGGUUUUUGCUGCCAAGGGCUCAGGAUGUCCUUCCUUCCGGGUUUGGCCUGGACCGCCACGGUGUCGUUCGUCAUCGCUCCCUUUUCGUUCGUAUCCAUUUUGGGGCCAUUUGAUCACUUUUCACCUUUUUUUGUACACUUUUUCUCGUUCCCCCCGUUCCCACGCCGUCAGUCGUUGCCAUCGGUCGUCGAAUCAAGACGGGGUCGGAGUUUCCCCCGGAGCCAUGAUGGAACCUGAUAUAUUGUUAAAUAAAAAUAUUUUUUUCCUAUGGA